CUUCAGAAUCUGCUGCAGGGCACGGGUGGCGGAGGCAGCGGCGGAGGCGGCGGCGGCGGCGGCGGCGGCGGCGGCGGUGCGAUGGGCCGCGGCGGCGGGCCGAGCGGCGAGGGGGGGUCGAACCUGCACUCGCUGUUUAGCAGCGGGGGCGGCGGCGGCGGCGGGCUCAUCCCAGGCUGGGUCGCGUCAGAGGCGGUGCCGGGCAAGGACGAGCUGGGGUUUGGGGCGGGCCGGGAGGGCGGGGCGGCGGCCGGCAAGGUGUCGGGGGGGCACAAGAAGGAGGCGGGCGGCUCGGCAGCGUCGGGCGGCGGCAACGGGCGCAACGACAAGCCGAAGAAGCGCGGCGGGUCGGGGAACCGCGGCGGCGGCGGCAAGCUUGCGGUUGGACCAAAGUAG
Messenger RNA from Emiliania huxleyi CCMP1516, 396 nucleotides. RefSeq lists its product as hypothetical. NCBI's taxonomy places the organism in Eukaryota, Haptophyta, Isochrysidales, Noelaerhabdaceae. The record is from RefSeq and is a predicted model, not a curated record. The annotation marks the transcript as partial. The transcript has a single exon.